CGGACAGAAAUGUUCAUAUUUACAUAGGUUAUUCAAAGCUGCACUUAGGCAGGGGUUUGAUUAAAGGGUGCCAAUUGUUGAAACUCGCUGGUCGUUACAGCAUCAUUUGGUGUUUACGGGUCACUUUUUGUUUUGGUUGAUGUGACCGGAAGUCAGGUUGCUAUUUAAACCAAACGGCUUUUAUUUUUGAAACAUGUACCGGAAGUCGGUGGUUCUCAUGCUCGCUAGCUUGACCCGUCCAUUGCUCCAGAGUUAAGCAACACUCACCAUGACGCGUUGAUACCAGCACAUCGGCGUAUCCACGCUGAAGCAUACUUCGUCAGGCCAGCUUGAGGUAUGUUGCUUUGCUUGGAAAUCGGCAGCUGCUGCAGAGAGCAGAGGCGCAGACAAAGUGCUUUAUCAGAGAGAUUCACAAGGACAAGACGGAACGAGGGUCCAAAGGCCGAGGGUCACAGAGAGCUGGUGAUAAUGCGGUUGUUUCGGCCGGUUCAGUAAACGAGGCUCUCCGGUGUGUUCCGGAUGAUCUCCCACAGCUCCACGGAUUGAGAUGAUCUAUUUUUGUGAUGGCGAAGGGUCUGUUUCCACGGGCCUGGGUGAAAAAGUCCUUCUACUUCCAGGCUCGGAUCUCCUUCGUGCGGGUGAAGUACCUGUUCCUUACAUGGCUGACUGUGCUGGUGGGGAGCUGGGUGCUCUAUGUGCAAUACUCCGCCUACACAGAGCUGUGCAGAGGACACGAGUGCAAGAACGCCAUUUGUGAGAACUACAGGAAGGGAAUCAUCGAUGGAUCAGCCUGCAGCAGUCUGUGUGACAAAGGCACGCUCUACAUGAGCAGGUGUCUGUCAACGCAGCCAAAUAACCAAGUGUACACAGGAAGCUGGGGAGACCACGAUGGGAUCAUCCGCUGUAAGCUGGGGGAAGUCGUUCACUACGAGCUGGGCGAGGAGCCGGAGCCACGGAGAGAAGCCCCCGUGUUUGACAAGCCCACCAGAGGCACAUCAGUGGAGAAGUUCAGAGAGAUGGUCUUUAAUCACCUCAAGUCCAAGCUUGGAGAGCAGGCUAAUCUCGCCGGCCUCGUCAGCCAGAUCCUCUCUGUCGCCGAUGGCAACAAAGAUGGACGGGUGUCACUGCCAGAAGCCCGUUCUACAUGGGCCCUGCUGCAGAUGGAUGAGGUGCUCCUGGGCCUGCUGCUCCAGGACCGUGGACACACCCCUCGCCUCCUCGGCUACUGCGGUGACCUGUACAUGACGGAGCGAGUCCCCUACGGGCCCCUGUACGGUUUGUCUCUACCCUGGCCGCUGGUAUCCUGGGUGCCCAGCGGCGUGCAGCGCACUAUGGACCAGUGGUUCACCCCCUCAUGGCCUCGCAAAGCCAAGAUCUCCAUGGGCCUCCUGGAGCUGGUGGAGGACAUCUUCCAUGGCACUUACGGCAGCUUUCUGAUCUGCGACCUCGCCGCGGCGCACUUUGGUUACACCGACCGCCAUGAGCUCCGUCUCACUAACGCCGGAGCCGUGGUUCCAGAGGACGAGUUCAAACGCACCAUGAGAGUGCUGAAGUGUGAGACCGAUGCUGACUGUGUGUACGGGGUGGACUGCCAGACAUCAUGUGACGUGGCAGAAAAACGGUGCAGGGAGGAGCCGGUUCAGCCAAACUUGGCGAAGGCAUGCGGUGCACUGAAGGACUACCUCCUGCGGGGGGCGCCGUCAGGGCUGAGAGAGGAGCUCGAGAGGCAGCUGUACACCUGCAUGGCUCUGAAGGGGAAUGCUGGACAGAUGAACAUGGAGCACGCACUUAUUCUCAACAACCUGAAAGCUCUGCUGUGGAGACAGAUCUCACACACCAAAGACUCGUGACAAGGAGAGGAAGUCCUUCGCAAAUCUCAGUUCCACAUGUGGAGUUGAGUAUUAAAGAUGCUGUGAUUUAGGAAUUGCAAAUUUAAUGAAGUAGUUUUUAUCAAAACUUAACACUUAUGAAUGAUCAGACUGGUGGAGACUCUACAUCCUCUUUCCCAGCUUCAGAGGUUAAAUAAACUGAAUGAUUGCAUGUUGCCAUCAGCCACACUAUAAAGAGUUCAUGCAGCCACAUUACAUUACAUCAGUCACCACAGUGGGAUGUUUCGUGGGCACUGCUGAUAACAGAUUUGUAAACAGAUUUACUUUUAAUCUCAAGAGGUGAGAGACCACAUUGCUGUUUUUGCCACAAAAUCAUUCAGGUGUUUGAGUUUGAAAAAUCUGAGGUGUACAAAGCUCCAGUUGAAAGUGUAAUGCAUUAUUUGAAGAUGGGCUCCUUGAUUUUGUUAUGUUACGGUUGCUCCUGAGCACAAUGGCAUAAUAAGGGAGUGUACCUUUAAAUGAUUCUGCAGUUUAUAUUCCGUAUUUUUGUUUCCAGUUAAUCUUGUGAAUAGACCAAAACCAGCAGUGCGUUAGUUUAUUUCUCAGUGCUGUUGUAUUUUUUUUUACAAGGCUGUCUGUUGCAGUCAGUCCUAAACCCAUUGGUGCCUACUGAGGGUAUACAUCUUACAGAACAAGUCACAAAAUUACUAAGAAGUCAAAUAAUUUACAGCUGCACACUAGUUUUUAUCAAAAGUUGCUCAAACAGGAGUGAAAAGUGCAAAAGAUAUCCGCAGCAGAUUAAUUCACAUUUGGUGCACUGAUAGUUUGCAAGAAACUUCUCUUUACAAAAUAAACUUCAGUGCCCAUGUUCAUCAUCACGAAGGAACAUGUCUCGCAUUGCAACAUUGUGACGUAUAAACUAUUUGUCUUUGCAUAAUAAAUUGAGGCAGUAAAUUUGCUUCAAAGUGGACAACGUGAUGGUAUUUGUCAGAACUCCACAGGGAUCUUUCUGUCAUUGUACUUCACUUUUACACCUGUAACACUAGUGACAGUCAAUGCUGCCUCAACGACACAAGGAAUAUUAAUGUAUUUAAUUUGUGAAUGUUAUCUUGUAUUUCUCACCGCAAAGAGCAUUUGUGGUAAUGUGCUGUAUCACAUUUUCGAGGAUUUUGUCUCAGUGCCAUAGAGAUCCAGCUGAAAUCAUUUAUGAAUGUUCACCACCAGAGAAGGUGGAGAUUUUGAUCAACUCUUGCUGUCACACUUGAAUGCUGUGUAAAAAGUAUUUCCCAUGAUCCCUUCCAGACAUUGCUGAUAAAUUGCUGAGACCGAGUAUGCAAUCUGACUUAUUUACCACUUCAAAUGUUUCAUAAUAGACUUGACCUGUGAAGUAAGUUAAGCUUGUGGUUAAUGCUGCUGUUUUGUUUGUUUUUUUUACUUUGAAAAUGUAAAAAAAAAAGAAAAAAGUUUACCUAUUGAAGAGACCAGCAUGAUUUUGCACAAUUAAACUUCACACC
Molecule: messenger RNA, 3343 nt
Organism: Anoplopoma fimbria (sablefish)
Lineage: Eukaryota; Metazoa; Chordata; Actinopteri; Perciformes; Anoplopomatidae
Gene: dipk1aa
Product: divergent protein kinase domain 1Aa
Exons: 7
Coding region: 564-1850 (428 amino acids)
Source: RefSeq, a predicted model, not a curated record